Ostrinia nubilalis (European corn borer) is the source of this 2359-nucleotide messenger RNA. RefSeq names its product tether containing UBX domain for GLUT4. The transcript is spliced from 9 exons. The record is from RefSeq and is a predicted model, not a curated record. Lineage: Eukaryota; Metazoa; Arthropoda; Insecta; Lepidoptera; Crambidae. Gene Ontology annotation, cellular component: cytoplasm; vesicle membrane; nucleus. The coding region runs from base 137 to 1645 and encodes 502 amino acids. Gene Ontology annotation, biological process: intracellular protein transport; glucose homeostasis.
UUGUGAUUGAAAAAUUGAGACUCAUGUUUGGAUAAAAUAUAUAAUAACUAUUUAUUUAUCGGUAUUGUACUAUUUACCUAUAAUCAACUGUGUACAUAGGAGUAGUUAUUUUGGUAGCCAGAUAAAUUAAUCUACAAUGUCUAAGGAUAUUAUUGUUUUAACCCCUAAUGGCAGAAGGCAAAAAAUCCAUUGUACACCAGAUACAAUCAUUCUACAAGUGUUAGAAGAUGUUUGCCAGAAACAAGGAUUUCAAGCAACUGAUUAUGACCUUAAGCACCAUAAUCACAUACUUGAUUUAACCACUAGUAUCCGAUUUUCAAACUUGCCUAACAAAGCAAUGCUUGAAAUGGUUGAAACUGAAAGAAAACGAGAAGAAACUAUGGUCACAAUUGGACUGAUGUUAGAAGAUGGUGAACGAAGAACUGCAGAUUUCUCUCCCAAUACAUCUCUUUUUGAACUUAUAACUACCUUGGCACCAACUGAAUUUAAGACUCUAAGGCAACCAACAAUCCUUUACAUGAGACAAGAAGUUAUAGGAGAAUCUGCAUUACGAGGAAAAACUCUGCGGCAGUUGGGACUCAUGAGUGGCAGGGCCAUUCUCAGACUUUUAAAUAAAGCUGAGGAAGCAAAACAAGCCAAUGUGUCUGCUGUCUACCGGCGACCAGUUUCUGAAAAACAGCACAGUGAAAUUACAAAAAAAUUGGAAACAGAUGAGGCACAGCCAAAUUCGGAUGAGAAAUCUUAUCCAGGCCCUUCAAAUGUCUCAAAGGAUAACCAAGCAGCCUUUAAUCCUGUCAAAUUGCUAAAAAAUGAAAAAAAGGAUAAAAAGCCAGAAACAGUUACUAUUGAGCAACCUAUCAUACCCAGCAAUCAGGAGACAACCACAACAGUGGACAGUGAAUUAAAUUUAAAACAAGAGCCUUCAAGUACCUUUUCUGCAAGUACUCAAGCAAAUCUAGAAAGAAGAUUAAAUAUUGAAGAAGAAGUCACAUUUUUGGGUACACAAAAAGCUAUAGCUUUUAUGCAACCAGAAGAGGCAUUAGAGGAAUUAGAUGAUCUCCCUGAUGACUUUUAUGAAUUGACAAUUGAAGAAGUUCGAAAACUAUACCAUGACUUGCAACAAAAUCGUUUAGAACUAGAAAAUACACCGCUUGUCACCGCUUCAAAAAAACAAGCUUUAGAACAACAGACUUCACAGCAAAAAUUGAACGUAUACAAGAAUGUUGUUGUUCGAGUGCAAUUUCCAGAUCAUAUUAUACUUCAAGGAGUAUUUUCACCAACUGACAUCAUUCAAGAUGUUAUGAAUUUUAUCAAAAGUCACUUGAUGAGCCCUGAUAAACCUUUUCAUAUAUAUACAACACCUUUGAAAGAGACACUAGAUCCUAAUAUGACUCUCAUUGAUGCAAAAUUCGUACCUUGUGUUCAUAUGCAUUUUAAAUGGUUGGACGAUAAUGAAAACCAGACAUAUCUCAAAGAAGAAAUAUAUUCAAAGAAAACUUCAAGUGAUGCAGCUAGUAUUUUAGCAUCUAAAUACAGAGCACCCAGCAGAAGAAAGAUAGAGGAUGGAGGUGAAUCUUCAAACAGUUCCACAAGAGGUUCAUCAAAUUCAAAAAACAGUAAAGUACCAAAGUGGUUUAAAAAGUAAACUAGUAACCAUGAUUGUUAUACUAUACAAUUUAAAACGUAUAGGUACUCUAGUCUGUUUCAUAUUUUAGUCCUGCCUGACUUAUGAAAUUGCUGUUUUUUCAUCAAUAUUCAGUAGUAGGUAUUUAAUUCCGUUCAUACUAUAGUUUGUUUGUUUAUUGUUUUUUUAUUUAAUUUCAUGGACUUUUACAUUACAUAUAUUUUAUAUUUAUUUUUAUAUUUUAAUAGAAUUAAAUAUUAAAUGCUAAACGGCAAUUUCAUGGGUAAGAAGGACCUAAUAUUUUCUGGAAUAGAUAUGGUUUAGGAGAUAAUAAAUUGGAUAUUGGACUAUAUUUUGGAAAUUUCAACCAUGGAUUCAUAAAAUAUAAAUGUCCCAAACGCGAUGUAUUUUUUUUCAUAUUUCGAAUUUUGAUGCACAGAAUCUAGCAUUAGACGAUAUAUGUAUUAUUAUAGCAAAACCACACCUAUUACAACGGCAUAAGAUGCCACUGGUUAGCUUGGGGUUCUCUCGUCUGUAUAAUUUUAAAUUUACUAUGUUUUAUUGUGUUGUUGUGCCUGUACUUACUAUAUCUUCAGUCUGUACUUGAUAUUAGAUUCAUAGAAUUUUUCUGGUGUAUUGUAGUCCGGAAUGCACGGUGUUAUUGCCGUUCUUGACUUUUACACCCUGUGUAGGUAUUAUGUGAUUUAUUAUUACAUAACUAGCUGACCCGGCGAA